UCGCACUCUCAGCGUAGUCCGUGAUAUCUUCGCUGAUCUCCUCUCCUUUUUUUUCCUCUCUCUCUCUCUCUCUCUAGAUUCUGUUCUAUUUUCUUUCAAUUUUUCUUUCGUCAUCGUCGAUUGAGAAAUCUAGGGUUAGGGUUUCUUAGGGUUUGAUCGGAGUCGAGAGUCGGCCACAGCGGCGGCGGAGACGAGAUGGCCGGCGGGAUCAGCCUUGAGGAGAUCAAGAAUGAGAACGUCGAUCUGGAGAGGAUUCCGAUUGAGGAAGUGUUUGAGCAGUUGAAAUGUACGAGGGAAGGUCUGUCAUCCGACGAAGGCGCCAACAGGCUCCAGAUCUUCGGACCCAACAAGCUCGAGGAGAAAAAGGAAAGCAAAUUCCUCAAAUUUCUGGGGUUUAUGUGGAAUCCCCUGUCUUGGGUGAUGGAGAUGGCUGCUAUUAUGGCCAUCGCCUUGGCCAACGGUGGCGGGAAGCCCCCGGACUGGCAAGAUUUCGUUGGUAUUGUUGUGUUGCUCGUGAUCAACUCAACUAUCAGUUUCAUUGAAGAAAACAACGCUGGUAACGCUGCAGCUGCUCUGAUGGCUGGUCUUGCCCCCAAAACCAAGGUGCUCAGAGAUGGCCGCUGGAGUGAGCAAGAUGCAUCGAUCCUGGUGCCCGGAGAUCUCAUCAGUAUCAAGUUGGGAGAUAUUGUCCCUGCUGAUGCCCGUCUUCUUGAGGGUGAUCCCUUGAAGAUCGAUCAGUCUGCUCUCACUGGUGAAUCCCUUCCUGUCACCAAGAAUCCUGGCGAUGAGGUUUUCUCUGGUUCGACCUGUAAACAGGGAGAGAUUGAGGCUGUUGUCAUUGCCACCGGAGUGCACACCUUCUUUGGAAAGGCUGCUCACUUAGUGGACAGCACUAACCAAGUUGGUCAUUUCCAGAAGGUCCUCACAGCCAUUGGUAACUUCUGUAUCUGCUCCAUUGCCAUUGGUAUGGUUGUGGAGAUCGUUGUCAUGUACCCAAUUCAGAAAAGGCACUACAGGGAUGGGAUUGAUAACCUCUUGGUCCUCUUGAUCGGAGGAAUACCAAUUGCAAUGCCCACCGUCUUAUCAGUGACAAUGGCUAUUGGGUCUCACAGGCUAUCAGAGCAAGGUGCUAUCACCAAGCGGAUGACUGCCAUAGAGGAGAUGGCCGGUAUGGACGUGCUUUGCAGUGAUAAGACCGGAACCUUGACGCUUAACAAGCUGAGUGUGGAUAAGAACUUGAUUGAGGUGUUUGCCAAAGGUGUCGAUAAAGAACAUGUUAUCUUAUUGGCUGCUAGAGCAUCAAGAACAGAGAACCAGGAUGCUAUUGAUGCAGCGAUGGUUGGGAUGCUUGCUGAUCCCAAAGAGGCUAGAGCUGGUAUCAGGGAAGUACAUUUUCUUCCCUUCAACCCAGUUGACAAACGUACUGCUUUAACCUACAUAGACUCUGAUGGAAACUGGCAUCGUGCCAGUAAGGGUGCCCCAGAGCAGAUUGUGGCCCUCUGCAACUGCAAGGAAGAUGUUAAAAACAAGGUCCACUCUGUUAUUGAGAAGUUUGCUGAACGUGGGCUUCGAUCAUUGGCUGUGGCAAGACAGGAAGUGCCUGAGAAGAACAAAGAUAGCCCUGGGGGACCAUGGCAAUUUGUCGGUCUGUUGCCACUGUUUGAUCCCCCAAGGCACGACAGUGCAGAAACCAUUCGCAGGGCUUUAAAUCUUGGUGUGAAUGUCAAGAUGAUUACUGGUGAUCAGCUUGCUAUUGGCAAGGAGACUGGCCGAAGGCUCGGAAUGGGAACAAACAUGUAUCCAUCUUCUGCAUUGCUUGGGCAAGACAAAGAUGCUUCAAUAGCUGCUCUUCCUGUUGAUGAACUGAUUGAGAAGGCGGACGGGUUUGCUGGAGUUUUCCCAGAGCACAAAUAUGAAAUUGUGAAGAGAUUGCAAGAGAAGAAGCACAUAUGUGGAAUGACUGGAGAUGGUGUCAAUGAUGCCCCAGCCUUAAAGAAGGCUGACAUUGGAAUUGCAGUCGCUGAUGCAACAGAUGCUGCUAGAGGUGCUUCUGAUAUUGUCCUCACCGAGCCUGGGCUUAGUGUCAUCAUCAGUGCUGUUCUUACCAGCAGAGCCAUUUUCCAGAGGAUGAAGAAUUACACAAUCUAUGCUGUCUCCAUUACCAUUCGUAUUGUUCUUGGUUUUAUGCUUAUUGCGCUGAUCUGGAAAUUUGAUUUCUCACCAUUCAUGGUUCUAAUUAUUGCCAUCCUCAAUGAUGGUACUAUCAUGACAAUUUCAAAGGACAGAGUGAAGCCAUCGCCAAUGCCCGACAGUUGGAAGUUGAAAGAGAUUUUUGCUACUGGCGUUGUGUUUGGAAGUUACCUGGCAUUGAUGAGUGUCGUCUUCUUCUGGUUAAUGAAGGAUACUGACUUCUUCUCUGAUAGAUUUGGUGUGCGAUCUAUUAGGCAUAGCGAGGAUGAAAUGAUGGCCGCUUUAUACCUCCAAGUCAGUAUUGUGAGCCAGGCCCUCAUCUUUGUCACUCGAUCUCGUGGCUGGUUCUUUGUCGAGCGACCUGGACUUUUGUUGGUCUCCGCUUUUCUCGUUGCUCAGCUGGUUGCGACUUUGAUAGCUGUGUAUGCCGACUGGGGUUUUGCACGUAUCAAGGGUAUUGGCUGGGGAUGGGCUGGAGUUAUCUGGCUAUACAGUGUUGUUUUCUUCUUCCCUCUUGACUGGUUCAAAUUCGCUAUCCGAUACGUCCUAAGUGGAAAGGCAUGGGACAACCUCCUAGAGAACAAGACUGCCUUCACUACCAAGAAGGACUAUGGUAGAGAGGAAAGGGAAGCUCAAUGGGCUAUGGCACAGAGGACUCUUCACGGGCUGCAACCGCCUGAAACCAACAAUCUCUUUUCUGACAAGAACAGCUACAGGGAAUUAUCGGAGAUUGCUGAGCAGGCCAAGAAGCGAGCCGAAGUCGCAAGGCUGCGUGAGCUGCACACUCUUAAGGGUCAUGUGGAAUCAGUGGUGAAGUUGAAGGGGCUUGACAUUGACACCAUCCAGCAGCAUUACACAGUGUAAACAGCUAAGUAUUAAAAGAGUUUAUCCUAUUAAGUGAAACAUGGACAUUGAUGUGGGCUGAAGGGAGCUGCUCAAAAAGGGUGGCAGAAGAGGAAGAAGACUGGUUGUUUUUUCUAGUGUAGUACCGCUCCAUGAAGUAAUCCUCUGUAUUAUUUUUUAGUAUUAUGUUUCUUCGUCCAUGAGAGCUGUGGUAAACAGCCUAUUCAGUUUAACGCUGGCUGCGCGGGAUGUAGAUCGAACAACGCAAACCUAUUCUCCAUAUCAUUUUUCCUUUUCCCCUCUUUUUCCCCUGUUCCUGUUUCACUUCUAAUAUGUAUGCUACAUAAAGUGACCUUUCUAGCAAAGAUCUUUUUUCCUUCGAAAUUGUUUGAAAUCUACUGAAAGGUACAUGGUUUUUGUUGUGCUGUUUAUGAGGAAUCAACAAUCUUUUUCUA
Molecule: messenger RNA, 3488 nt
Organism: Asparagus officinalis (garden asparagus)
Lineage: Eukaryota; Viridiplantae; Streptophyta; Magnoliopsida; Asparagales; Asparagaceae
Product: plasma membrane ATPase
Exons: 17
Coding region: 196-3054 (952 amino acids)
Biological process (GO): regulation of intracellular pH; proton export across plasma membrane
Cellular component (GO): plasma membrane
Molecular function (GO): ATP hydrolysis activity; P-type proton-exporting transporter activity; ATP binding
Source: RefSeq, a predicted model, not a curated record